AUGGUGGUGGGCCUGGAGGUUCAGGUAGCUCCUAGCGUGAGGAAAGAAAAGAUACAGAAAACUCCCCUAAACAGGGAGAGGAAAGCGCAGCAAGGUCUUGUGCAAGGGGAAUAUGGAGGCUCUGGCAAAAGCACAGGGGAGGUGGGACGUGGAUUCUGCCAUGGCUUCCAGCAGCAACAGCCUGGACCUCAGAGACAGGUGAGAGAAAGUAACGCAGAGAUUCAAGAACUUAAAAAAGCCAAUGGUGCCUCUCAGAACGUGUCCCAGCAAGUUGCUCUGCUGACCUCCAAGAUCGUGAGUCUUGACAACAAACUUCAAAGCCUAGAGCAGGCUAUCCAGAGGAAAGCGUGCAGUAGUAACCCCUGUGAGAACUCAGGGACCUGUGUAAACUCGAUGGAUGGUUUCUUUUGCCUCUGUCCCAGCAACUGGCAGGGCCUCCUGUGUUCAGUGGAUGUUAAUGAAUGCCAGAUUUAUGCUGGAACAGCGUUAGGCUGCCAGAAUGGAGCCACUUGUGUGAACACACCAGGCAGCUACAGCUGCUCCUGUACUCCAGAAACCUACGGGCCUCGCUGUGCCUCGAAGUUUGAUGACUGCCAGAGAGGAUCUGAGAUGCUCUGUGGGCAUGGCACCUGCAUAGGUGCAGAGAGGGAUCAGCCCAACAAGCCCAAGUACCGCUGUAUCUGUGACAUUGGCUGGAUGUCCCCUCCUGGCAGCCCUGCCUGCAGUGCUGAUAUAGAUGAAUGCAGCCUCCCUAAUCGUCCGUGUUCACAGAAUCCGCUUGUGCAGUGCCACAACACACCAGGCUCCUACUUAUGUGGUCCCUGCCCCACAGGCUGGCAAGGAAAUGGCUACAGUUGCCAAGACAUUGAUGAAUGUGAAAGUAAUAACGGAGGUUGCUCAACAGCGCCCAUAGUUCGAUGUAUCAACACAAUGGGAUCCUUCCACUGUGGGCUCUGUCCACCAGGUUAUGAGGGAGAUGGACAAACAUGUACGCAGGUUGAUAUCUGCUCAAUAAAUAACGGAGGGUGCCAUCCUUUGGCUACUUGUACCUCAGCUCCAGGGCCAAUGCCGUUUUGUUCCUGCACAUCUGGGUACACUGGAAGUGGAUAUGGGCCAAACGGGUGCUCUCCUCUCAGUGAUAUUUGUCAGCUGCAAAAUCCUUGUGCAAAUGGGCAGUGCUUGGCAAUGAUCUCUGGAUACUUCUGCCUGUGUAAUGCGGGCUGGACAGGCCCUAACUGUACGGAGAACAUUGAUGAAUGCAUUAGCAACCCGUGCCAGAACGGGGGGAGCUGCACCGAUGGGGUCAACGGCUACUCCUGUGAGUGCACCAGCGCCUGGACAGGACCACAGUGCCAGACUGCCCAGCAAGCUUGUGGAGGAUACCUCUCAGGCUCCAGGGGGACUUUCAGUUACCCUAACAAUCCAAACAGCCAGCGGUACAACAGCAGGGUCAGCUGCGCUUGGGUUAUUCAAACUAAUCCCAACAAGAUUCUGCGUAUUAUCUUCCCAUUCUUCCAACUGGAGGCAAGUAAUGAGUGUAACUCUGAUUUCCUUCAAAUCCAUGAUGGGCCUUCAGCGUCAAUGCACAUGCUGGGAAAAUACUGUGGCUCCUCACCUCCUGCAGAGCUUUUCAGUUCCCACAACUCCCUGUAUUUUUGGUUCUACUCAAACCACACGGUUAUGGCUGGAGGUUUUACUGUUCAGUGGGAAUCUCGGGAUCCUGAAUGUGGUGGUGAGCUGACGGGUACUUACGGCUUGAUAAGCUCUCCAGGAUACCCUGGUAACUAUCCUGUAAACAGAGACUGUUUCUGGACCAUCUCAACCAGUCCUGGCCUCCUCAUCACAUUUGCUUUUGGCACACUAAGCCUAGAACACCAUGAAGACUGCAAUUAUGACCAUUUAGAGAUUCGAGAUGGUCUUCUUCCACAAGACCCUGUCCUUGGCAAAUACUGUAGCACUGGAUCUCCACCCCCACUCCAAACCACUGGUCCGUAUGCAUGGAUUCACUUUCACUCUGAUGACUUAGUUACUGAUAAAGGCUUCCACAUUCUCUAUACAACAUCUCCUGCAGAUCCAAGUUGUGGAGGAAAUUACACGGAUAGUGAAGGGGUUAUCACAUCCCCUUUCUGGCCUAACCCUUAUAUCAACAAUCGACAAUGUAUUUACAUUAUCAGACAGCCAGAGGAUGAAAAAAUAUACCUCAACUUCACCCAUAUGGAGCUGGAGAGUCACACUGGUUGUUCAUCGAAUUAUAUUGAG
Molecule: messenger RNA, 2259 nt
Organism: Fulmarus glacialis (Northern fulmar)
Lineage: Eukaryota; Metazoa; Chordata; Aves; Procellariiformes; Procellariidae
Gene: CUBN
Product: cubilin (intrinsic factor-cobalamin receptor)
Exons: 16
Molecular function (GO): calcium ion binding
Source: RefSeq, a predicted model, not a curated record